Molecule: messenger RNA, 2717 nt
Organism: Fundulus heteroclitus (mummichog)
Lineage: Eukaryota; Metazoa; Chordata; Actinopteri; Cyprinodontiformes; Fundulidae
Gene: shcbp1
Product: SHC SH2-domain binding protein 1
Exons: 13
Coding region: 151-2220 (689 amino acids)
Biological process (GO): fibroblast growth factor receptor signaling pathway
Source: RefSeq, a predicted model, not a curated record
UUGGAUUGGCUGAGAGGACGCGAACCGGGACAUUUUGAAAGCAGCAGGGAGGAUUCUGCUGGCUGUGUGUGAACCUGAUACAGUUUGAACGCCUUUAAGACGGUGCGGCAAAACAGACGUUUGGUUUGGUCGGUUGAUUUUAGCGUCUCAAUGGAGCAGGAAACCCAGGAAACAGCGUGUAUCGUCAGUGACAUGCCGGACAUGGUGGUGGUCGAGCUGCACUCUGCAGUUAAAGCUAAGGAAGCAGAGGAAGGCCUCCCAGGAGCGGGGUGCAACUCGUUGGAUAUCGCCAAAGCCCUGUUUCAGAAUGAAAACAAUGAAAACGGAGAGCACCACGAUGAUGAUGAUGAUGAUGACGAUGACGAUAGUGGCACAGAUUACGUCAACAGUGAUAAAUCAGGGACCCAGCUGCAGAGAUGUGAGCGGCACAGAGGGGAGAGCUCCAGUCUUCCCGACACCUUCCAGACCAACAACCUGCUGUUCUACGAGAGGUUUAAGGCUUAUCAGGACUACAUGCUGGGAGACUGUAAGCCCUCAGAAGUGAAGGCCUUCACUGCAGACUACCUGGAAAAGGCGCUGGAGCCGUGUGAUUGGCUGGCUUUAUGGAGCACCGACGUCUUCGAUGUCGUGGUGGAGGUGCAAGAUCUGGACAUAAAUGACCUAAAGGCACACGUGAAGCUGGUGCAGCCGCUACAGUAUGAAACCAGAUGUGAAAUCACAGAGGAGGACUUUAAUUCUCUUCUGGAGGCGACGCAGCACAAAGUACCACUGAUGGAGCUGCAGGUGGUUUAUGAUGAGUCAGGGGACUUUGAUCAGACGGCUCUGACACUUGAGCACCUAAGGUUCUUCUACAAACACAUCUGGAGGCAGUGGGAUGAAGAAGAUGAGGACGAUGACUUUGAUUACUUUGUUCGUUGUGUGGAGCCUCGUCUCAGACUCUACUACGACAUCCUGGAGGACAGAGUUCCAGCUGGACUGGUGGCAGAGUACCAGUCCUUGCUGCAGAGCUGCUCUCAGUGCUUCCAGCAGUUUUCAGAGUUGCGUAGUGGACUCAAUGCGGACUCGGACUUGGAGCCAGACAACGUGUCUAUGGUGGAGGGUCUGAAUCUCUACGACCAGCUGGAGACACUUAAGCGUAAACUGCACAUCAUCGAGAACCCCCUGUUAAGGUAUGUGCUGGCCUACAAGGGGAGCUCCAGGCAGCAGUGUGUGCAGAGCCGUGGGCUCAGAGAGUCUGGGAUGAAGGUGGUUCAUGUAGUAACGGCGGUCACCAACACCAUCCAGCUCCAGUCUCUCCUCACUGCACGCCUCAUUCCUCUCUGCGCCUCUGAGGACACAGAGAUCCAGUUCCAUAGGGAUCCUGUGUCAGCAGUGGAUGCCAGUCAUCAGGGCGACACGGUCAUUGUUCUUCCAGGAACCUACAGUGUCAGCAGCUCCAUCUUCAUACCAGACUCCAUCACUAUUGAAGGCUUUGGAUUCCCCGAUGAAGUUGUGAUUGAAAACCAGUACAAAGGCGACUCAUUCGUGGAAUCCACAGGAGCUGACGUGAGCGUGUCCAACAUCAAGUUCAUCCAGCAUGAUGCUAUUGAAGGCAUUUUGUGUGUGCGUGAGGGCACUGUGAACAUGGAGAACUGUGUGCUGCAAUGUGAGACCACCGGCGUGAUCGUGCGAGGAUCGGCCCGCCUCACCAUGAACAUGUGCGACCUGUAUGGCUCCAAGGGGGCCGGUGUGGAGAUUUAUCCCGGCAGCGUUUGCAGUCUGGUCAGUAAUGGCAUCCAUCAUUGUAAGGACGGAGUCCUGAUCAAGGACUUUGCCAACGAGCUAGAUGGGAUGCCAUCCAUCAACUUGGAAAGAAAUGUCAUCCACAACAACUGGGAUUACGGGGUGAUUCUGGUUAAACCAGGUAACGUAGAGGAACAGAACGUCCAUGCCUGUGGGAGUGAAGAAGAGCCAGCUCUACACGGCGCUGAAGACAAGCAGCAGGAAGCAGAGCCAGCCUCUCGGCUAGAGUCAGCGGGGACCGACGGCACAGACGGAGACGUGGCCGCCGCCGCCACCGCAGGCAGGAAGUGGCAGUUUGGUCGUCAGCUGAGCCGAAACAAGGAGGCGUCCUGCAGCCGACCAGUGCAGGAUCUGAUGCAGCACCAGAUCUUUGUUUCGGUUCAGGAGAACCAGUUCAAACGCAAUGGCAAGGGGGACUUUGGCGUCUUUUUCUACUGACCUUCACACCAGGCUGAUGGAAUCUAGGAAGUUUCUGUUUUUAAUGCCCAUUUCUGUUUAUUGGCGUGACUCACUAGAUCACUGCUGGAUGAUGGACUGCUGGGGAAAUGUUGUUUAAAAGGUGUUGCAUGCCGUUUGUAACAGUGUUCUCAGCUAUAAUCAGCCUUUGCACCAGUUGCUAUCUGUGCUCCGGCCUUAAAGAAGUGUUGAGAACAAACACUUUUGACUUUGCACAAAUGCUUUUAUUUAAAUUGUUCUUUUCUGGCUCCUGAUGCUGCUUUUUAUUAACAGUUUUAAUGGUUUCAAAUCCACUUGUCGUGUUAAUGGUGAGUUUGGUGUUUUGUCCUUUAUUAAAAAAUCCGUUAAAACUUGCUGAGGUGUAGAAAUGUGUUAAAUCGGUUGUGGGUUUUCUAGUUUCACACAGUGGCUUCAGAAAUGUUUACGGUGAAGGUGUUUUUAGGAUCUAGGAAGUUGCCAUAAAACUGAAUUAGAAAAAC